Molecule: messenger RNA, 462 nt
Organism: Paraglomus brasilianum
Lineage: Eukaryota; Fungi; Glomeromycota; Glomeromycetes; Paraglomerales; Paraglomeraceae
Source: the annotation of a GenBank genome assembly
AUGAGUGUUCCUACUGUAUAUAUAAAUCCUGACGAGGAAAUAGCUCUAUGUUGCGGGCUAAUGUUCUACCAACCCACUGGGUAUCACUCUAAUCCUCGGAGCUUAUGGAAAGAUCUUGCGCGCGAAGGAUUUCGAUUUCGAUUUGAGAAAGUGCGUGACAGGCUCAUAAAUCAGAAUAAGUGGCAAAAAUACGCUCCAUCGCCGAAAGAUACACGUACUCCGAGAGUCAGUUACGGUAAAAUUUCAUGCCCACAUAGAUUCAAAUAUUCUAUACCGUUGACGUCAAAAAACAGUUCGAAAGUUGCAAAAGCAUUUACGAAAAUCUAUGACGUCCCAAAUAUUCCUCUUCAGUGUCCACAGCGCGUGGUUGUCUCAUUCUAUGUCUCAGCUAGGGAAAAUAAUAACGACGGUCACAGUAAAAUCCAGGCCAGUAGCACUUGUAUUUUUAGGUAUAGUUCUUAA